Molecule: messenger RNA, 462 nt
Organism: Phytophthora infestans T30-4
Lineage: Eukaryota; Oomycota; Peronosporomycetes; Peronosporales; Peronosporaceae
Exons: 2
Coding region: 1-462 (153 amino acids)
Source: RefSeq, a predicted model, not a curated record
AUGCUGUCAACAAUCAACUGGAUGCUAUUGAACGCUAUCGGCUACAAGGAAAAUCUUUUCUCGAGUUGGUCCCGGUUCAAGGCUUUCCUUAUUGGGGCUAAUUUUACAGAAGCCGCGAACUCGAUCAAUGAGACCGAGAUUGGCACUUUAAGUGACGCGAUGAAGUCGAAGUCAACAUGUGGAUAUGAUUUGAGGUCGCUGACUGAUCGUACAUGGAGGACUGUAAACCAACUGAAAAUCGACAACCCCGGCAUUUCAGAAGAUAAUUUGCGACUGAAGAUGCAGAACACCCGACUAGUCAGGUCUGACAUUGGUAUCGUCACCAACAACUGCAUGGAGCAGCUGAUUAAGGAGUCCGACGAAGCUACAGCUUACAAAACUCGUGAAACAAUCCGCACGGCUUUCAGUGGUAUGCAUUCGAAAAGACACUCAUCUCAAUCGCUGUCACCGGUUUCGAUAUGA